Rhizophagus irregularis DAOM 181602=DAOM 197198 is the source of this 1494-nucleotide messenger RNA. The record is from RefSeq and is a predicted model, not a curated record. Lineage: Eukaryota; Fungi; Glomeromycota; Glomeromycetes; Glomerales; Glomeraceae.
ACCAAUUUUUUUUUUUAUAACCGUGGAAUUCUUUUCCGCACCAAAUUUUUUUUUAUAAUCGUGGUUUUUUACAGAUUUGACACAAACUUGUUCUCAACAGAAUUUACAUUAUAAAAAUGAGCUUUAUUAAUGAAAACCAAUUAGUAUCUGAUAAAAAUUCUAAUCCCGUAAAAAUUGAUCAUGAAAAUUGUUAUAACCCAGAUAAUAAAAAAUAUUGGUGUAAAGAAUGUGUUCCUCGUUGCAUAAUUGAAGGAUGGACUAGUGGAAGUGAUGAUAUUGAUAAUUUUAUCAAGGAUACGAUUUAUGAUGCAUGUGAGAAAUAUGUUGGUGAAUAUAAAUAUGGCCCAUCAUUUCUUGAAUGGGUUCCAUUUGAUAGAUUUAAAGAUAUGAAAGAAAUAGGUGAAGGUGGAUUUGCAAAAGCGUAUUCUGCAACUUGGACCGAUGGUGAUGCAAAAUACACUAAACAAGAUGAUGGAAAUUGGAUAAAAAGAGAACCUGCACCUUUGGAAAUUGCUUUGAAAAGGCUAAAUGGAUCACAGAUUAUAUCACCUGGUUUUAUAAAUGAGCUUAAAACACAUUGGAAAUUAAAUUGCUCACAAAGUAAUUCUUUAAAAUUUUAUGGAAUGACUAAAGACCCAAAAACUAAAGAAUUUAUUAUGAUUAUGCGAUAUGCAACAGAUGGAAAUUUGAGAAAUAAACUUGCAAGUAAUUUUAACAAAAUUUUAUGGAAACCAAAACUUAAUUAUUUACGUGAGUCAGCAAUGGAUCUUUCAAAUUUACAUGAAUUAGGAUAUUUUCAUGGAGAUUUUCAUAGUGGAAAUAUAUUACAUAUUGGCGAAGGAACUUUUGUGUCAGAUUUUGGAUUAUCUGGACCAUCAAAUGAACAAAAAUCAGAUAAAAAAGUAUAUGGUGUAUUGCCAUAUAUUGCUCCAGAAGUUUUAAAUGGAAAACCAUAUACAUUAUCUUCAGAUAUUUAUAGUUUUGGCGUAGUUAUGGCUGAAGUAUCAUCUGGAAAACCACCUUUUUAUAAAAGAAAUCAUGAUAGUAGUUUAGCAUUAGAAAUAUGUAAUGGACUCAGACCAGGAUUUGGAAAAGGAACUCCUGAAAUUUAUAAGAAAUUAGCUCAUAGAUGUAUGAAUGCUAAUCCAAAUCAAAGACCAACAGCUAUUGAAUUACAUAAUAUAUUAGAUGAUUGGGUGUGUUAUAGUAAUAAUGAAAAAUAUGGAUAUAAAGGAGAAGAAAUUAAAGCUGUAUUUGAAGAAGCUGAUAAAGAAAUACUAAAUAUUUCAACCUUAUAUGAAAAGAAACCUGAUGCUAUUUAUACUAGUAGAGCAUUUACAUUUAAAAAUUUGUCAAAACCCAUUAAUUCAUCUUUUAUUGGUACUACAUAUCUUAAUGAAGAAGAUUGUCAAGAUUCUCAAUUAAUCAACUUAAAGAUUUCUAGCAUAUUAAUAUUAGAAGGUAAAUAUAAUGAUAACUAAAUAAUAUUAUUAU